Molecule: messenger RNA, 1044 nt
Organism: Vespula pensylvanica (western yellowjacket)
Lineage: Eukaryota; Metazoa; Arthropoda; Insecta; Hymenoptera; Vespidae
Exons: 4
Coding region: 33-971 (312 amino acids)
Biological process (GO): sensory perception of smell; detection of chemical stimulus involved in sensory perception of smell
Cellular component (GO): plasma membrane
Molecular function (GO): odorant binding; olfactory receptor activity
Source: RefSeq, a predicted model, not a curated record
CAUUCCUUUGGAGCUCAAGACUCUUAAGAUGCAUGGGAGUUUGGCCAUUGAAGAACUACUUUCCAAUAUUUCUCUUCUUCUUCACAUAUCUUUCUAUUCAUUGUUCUUUAACAUUAGCACAAUUGUUUUCGGCUCCAAAAACUAUGGAAAAUGUGAUAUCGAACGUAGCGGAAAAUAUUCUUUUAACGAUGACACUAACAAAAAUAACAAUUACAAGAAUAAAUAGAGAAGCAUUACGUAAAUUAUUUUUGGAAAUUAAAGAGUAUGCACUCACCGAAAAAUAUGAAACUGCAGAGGAGAAAUUGACAUUUUUGAAUUAUACUAAAUUACCCCCAUUUUUUAUUGCUAUGAUUGGCUGUUCAAUGUCGCUGGAAGAAGUCUUGUAUUAUUCGAGUCGACUUAUGGAAGGAAUUGAAAGUGGAAAGCAAAACAAUUCCAUGGGUUAUCAGUUGCCUUACAGGACAUUAGAAAUCGUCGAUUUAAGUGACACCAGGAUUUAUGCAUUAAAUUGUGCUUAUCAAGUAAUGUACGUACCUUGUGUCGUAUUAGGUUACGUAGGAUUUGAUUGUAUGUUUGUGAAUUUGUCCAUUCAAGUAAUUGCACAGUUCGCUACAUUGUCAUACAAGGUGAAGACAUUAUUAAAUAAUUCUGCAAAUUACCAUGAGGGUAUGAAGAAACUUAUACUACGACAUUACCGAUUGAUAAGAUUGACGGAAGAAUUGGAAAAUAACUUUAAUUUUCCGAUUAUGCAACAACUGAUGGGUUCCAGCAUGCAUAUCUGUAUUUCCGGUUAUUACGUACUAAUGGGCUCAGAAACACAGGAUAUUGUAACAUCGUUCUUAUUCGUUGUGUACGUCUCUUCCGUGAUAAGCACGCUUUUUAUUUAUUGUUUUAUCGGAGAAUGUUUUAUUCAGGAAGUAAAUAAAUCGUCAAUUUUUGUACAAUUAAAAUAUCAAUUAUCUUAUUACUAGUCAUUCGUUUUAUUCAAUCAGAGUACAAAUUUUGGUAAUGCCAUUUAUAAUUACGACUGGUAUGACUUACCAG